UAAUUAAUUACUUAAUUACAAAUUAAUUACAUUUUUUAUAUAAUCAUGACGGCACAAUUUUAAAAGUAUGGUAUAGUCACGCAGGUAUUAAUUUCCUGGUGUCAAAGUUGCUACCGCUUGGUCUUAAAAGUAUACCGGUCGACACCGGUCUAUUUUUAUCCGAUCGGUAAAAAUUUGUUACCGAUAUGGUAAAACUUUAAUACCGAGGUAUUACUACACUGCAUUACUAACCACUACCACUUUGGUAGAGUCACAUAUGAAUACCGCUUGGUAAUAUUUUAAUGCUAUAUUUCUAAGAGCGGCAAUAUACUAAAGAACUGCAAUUAACCUUUUAAAAUUAAUCUAAUCCUAAGUAUAUAUAUUCCAACAAAUCAAAUUACAACAAAAUGAUUAAUUGAUACCGGGAGAAUAAUUAACGCAAAAUUAAUCUUCACGAUCGUCUAAAAAUGAUCUUGCAAAUCACGAUUUUGCUAAUAUGCAUUCUAAUUCCAAGCAAUCAAGUAAUUAAUUACUCAAAGUAAUUAAUUACUUUGUUACUCAAUUGAAGCGAAGUAAUUAAUUACUAAUUAAAAUUACAUUGCCACAAAGUAAUUAAAGUCUAAUUACUAAUUACUUUCUCAAUUUUUCUUGUAAUUAAUUACGUAAUUAAUUACUACAACACUGGGCUGAGGAUAGUGCUAGCCUAAAUGAGAGAUCUGGGUGGUUAGCCGUACUUGGGGAAAAAUGCAAACGCGGGAAUAUGGAGGAUAUAAAAAAGUUAGAGAAAUAUGGCGAGCCAAUUCCAAUCUUGUCGUUCCCAUCUUUUCCUUCCGGUCUGGAAGAUCAGUCAUCGAACCGUUCGACACAAUGGAAAAUUAUGAUGGACGUGCUGCCAAAGAUUGGAGAAGCGGCAAGUUUUAUCCACCUAAUUGCAGGGAUAUUGAUCAACGCGGCGGCUGAAACAUCGGCUUUCUUCGUUGAAGCGAACGACACGAUGGUAGAGAUUAAGGCGCUGGAGGGAAAAAUUGAACGGAAGCGGGUUACCGAUUGGAUGGAGUAUAUCAAAGUCUCUGUUGUUUCCGCGACAGAAGAAUUCCAGCAAAUGCUAGACCUGAAAUGUUGCGGAGAGUAUAAACGAUCCACGAUAAUGUCGUGCAAAUCCAAGCUACACGAAAUUUACGGCAGAUUUACCAGUAUGAGCAUUUACUCUGAGAACAAGUUAAUCUUUGCGCCAUACUUUGUCGAAUUUGCGAGUUUUUACAUCAAAUUUAUCAGGACUUCAGUAUUGGUUAUGCCGGAAUUAUUGGGUGAGCUGGUUGAGAAGUUAGAAAAGUUGAAGGAAUGUAUUACCGAUUAUAGGGAAUCAGCUGUAUCUGAACGAAUUGCGGCUGUUAGCCAUACGCGUGAUGAUAUCCGCGAGAUAAUGUUGACUGCUGGUAAAAUAGUGGGAACUUUUGGAAUGGCAACUAGGUAUCCGGCAGCGAGGGUGAUCGACACGAUGUACCCGGGAAAGGGUAAAAUAGACCGGCGCGAAUUUUACACGAAUUAUGAAAUUGACUACUGUGAACAUAAUAUGGCUGUGGUGUUGUAUUCCCGUUAGGUUUUUCGUAACAUUCCUGCAUUCUGAUUGAUUGUUGACAUUCUAGCUUCACCUAUCAGAAGGGAUGUAAACUUGUGAUUCCAAUUAUGAUUAUAAUUAUGAUUAAGAUUAAGAUCAUAAUUAUGAAUACGAUUCUUCUUAUGAUAAAUAAAUUUCCUAUGCAACAUAAAAAAUUUCCUUAGCAGUAUAACAAAUUUCCUUAGCAACAUAAAAAAUUUCUUUACAUAGCAACAUAAGAAAUUUUCCGUAGCAACAAAACCAAUCCAUGAGCAACAUAAAAAAAUUUCAUUCGCAAAGUUAAACGACUUCGUAGCAAAAUUAUAUAACCCUUAGUCCGUUGGAUUUUAAACGACGUCAAGAUCUGAGAAGAGCAGGUGGUGAACCUCCCCUCCUAAGUAAUAAUUAAAUUUUUAUAUACAUAUGUAUUCGCUUGAUUUAAAUCUUCCAUGCAAACAAUCAUUUAUCCAUGUAAUCACCCUAUUGAUUGGAUAUAUCAGGCAGCUAAUUCCGAUUAAUCUUGUAGCUGUCAUGAUAAUGAAAUCCAACUUUGCAACACAAUUAACAACUAACUUGUAUCUUUUGCAUUCUGUCUGGUUUAGUCUGCACUCUUUCUGGUCUCGAAAAAUUUUCCAAUAAGUUAUUCAGCUACAAUGAAAAUACCCACAAUUUUCGCAACAAUUUCCCUUCUUUCCGCCGUUUUGGCUGGGACUCCUUGGAUCCCAGAGCCACGUGACGGAUCCUGGCUUGAACGACACGAAGGGUUCGUCAACAAUUCUUUGAUAAACGGGGGUCAAAUCAACCUUCUCUUUUACGGUGAUUCCAUUACUGACAACUGGGACGUGGAUGAUCCAUAUUGGGGCGCUAAAGAAAUAUAUGACGAAUAUUAUGCUCCCUUGGGUUCUGCAAACUACGGAGUGGGCUCGGACAGAACGGAACACGUGCUUUGGCGAAUUAUUCAUGGGGAAGUGGAAAAUUUGCGGCCAAAAGUUUGCGUUUUAAAAAUUGGAACGAACAAUUUGGACGAAAACACCGAUGUCGACAUCGCCCGUGGAAUUGCCGCCAUCGUUACCGAACUCAGGUCCCGCUUACCAGAGACAAAAGUGCUGUUGCUGGGAAUCCUUCCGCGCGAGAAUUCUGUAAUGACGAGCCGAUGUGACAAUAUAAAUGGGAUGAUAUCCAUCCUGGAUAAUGGAAACUCGGUGCGAUACCUGAAUAUGAGGGGUGCUUAUUUUGACGGGAAUUUCUUCUAUGAAGGAUUAUAUGUCCAUGAUUUGAUUCAUCUUUCCAAGUUGGGAUAUGCAAAAUGGCAGGAGGUGAUGGAUCCCUUGUUUUCGGAGAUGUUUAACUCGACUAAUUGAUAAACUCAUAUAUUUAUCUGGUUUACUUUUAUUCAAGCAAAAUCGGAAAUUAAAAAUGUACACGAUUGUAUCCGCUUAAUGGUUAAUGAGAACAUGUUUACUUUCGUAAGGAACAGUAAAUAAUUAAUAAAAUGAUUAGCAUUUCCCUGA
This is a messenger RNA of Folsomia candida, 3087 nucleotides long. RefSeq lists its product as uncharacterized. Lineage: Eukaryota; Metazoa; Arthropoda; Collembola; Entomobryomorpha; Isotomidae. The record is from RefSeq and is a predicted model, not a curated record. The transcript has 3 exons. Bases 740 to 1579 code for a protein of 279 amino acids.